AUGGAGAGUGUCUCCGCAACGCCAUCUCAAAAUGUAGCGGUCUCAGUUGAUGAGUACUUGGAAAGGAUCUAUCUGCGUUUUGCCAUGACUGAAUCCGACGAACAACUUCAAAAGUUCACCGAUGCAUACCUAGUUCGCCUGAUAGAGACCGCGAAUACGGAGCCGAAUGCACUAACAAAGAUAAGGGAGAUCCUCAGUCAUUACAAUCGUCGCGCCAAAGCUGUUACAUCAAUCAGGUAUCCUGUCGAAGCUCUUCUGGGACUGGUCAAAGAAAAAGGCCUUGUUGCAACGAACCUCUCCUUAGUAUAUCUGCGGUUCGCUUCCGGAAAUCUUUCGGAAGAAGAGCGGUUGAGAUUGCUGCCCUUAUACUUCGAAGUGCUCUCGUGCAAAGUCAAUGAAACAAUUCAUUGUGCCGAAUUGCUGUCGCUGUGUGUUCCUGCUUUCAUGAUACUCACCCAAAAAGAAAAGCACCUGUGGCCCAAGUUGGUGUUGUCAGAAAAUGUGAAGCUGCUACUUCUCAGAUUUCUUUUUUGCAUAAUAGCGUUUCCAAUCGAUCCUCCCGAUGUUAUAAAGUCCACAUGUACAGCUCUUACAAAUGGUGAGAAGAUAGCUACACCGGCUAUUACCGCCGACGAAUACCUCAUGAUCGCUGGAAAAGUGUUCACCAAGGAUGUCACCCUUGUUCCGAUAAAGUUAUGUGCCCUAAAGCUUCUUACUUCUGGAUUGUUCGAUGAUGCAGCUAUUUUUUCUAUCCUUGCUUUAGCAUCAGCCCAAAAUGUUGACGCAGUGACUGAUGCAGCUGAAGCCGCUCUGAAGAAGAUUGACAUUCAAGCAUGCGUAGACAACAGAGCGGUUGUCGACGAAUUGAUGGCCAUUUAUCUGGGAAUGACGAUGGUAACGAAAACAGUAAUGGGAAAAAGCACAACACCUUCUCCAGCUAAUUCAUUGAUGAAGCAGAAAAUCUUGCAAUAUCUCACACGCUCGACGAUUGCGCCAGUGACCUAUAUGAAUAAUAUGAAGAUAUGUCUCGAUGGGCUCACACUAACUUCGUACACCAAACUUCUCGUAGCUGCUCUCAAUUUCCUGCACAAAGUAAUCGAAAAAAUGCCUGCAGCUGCACAGAAAAACUUUUCGGCUCUAUUAUUUGACCGAAUUCAGAAAGUUCGAGAGGAAACCAAGAAUGGCAACGCUCUAUCCUUGAUCUACCGCUGUAUGGGCAUAAUUGGAAAGCGAGAUCCAUCCAUUGUAACACGACAGGUGGAGACAAUACCGCUCACAUUCAAGGAGAUUGCUAAGUCCCCAGAUGAUGUCGCGUACGCCGUUGUCGACUGCCUUACCCAGUGGCUGGAAGGAUUCCGCAAGUUAACGGAUCAGUCGCUCGACGUGAAACUCAAAUUACUUAUUCAGGAGUUCCUCACACAUGAAAAUUCCAAGUGCCGAUUGAUAGCGUUGAAAUAUAUGGAAGCAUUUUUGACAUCAGCUGACUUUGAUUUGAGAUGGAUGCUCUUGCUAGCCUGUGGAGAUAAUCGAGAUGAAAUACGCGGUGAAGCAUCUCGUCUCCUUGACGUCUCUUUGAAAGUCGACGUCCCUGCGGAAGCGGUUGUUUUAUAUUUGUGGGAGUGUCUGAAAGGCGAUAUAGUUGAUCCUAAAACUGGAAAGGAAAAGUCGCCGUCAUCACAAGUUAUUUCCCCACUCGUUCAUCAAAUGAGCACACGGUAUAUAUGGGCAGUGAUGGCGAAAGCAGCCGGUGUGCAUACUGAACUGAAAACUGUCGACAGUGGUCAUGAGUGGAAGCAAAUCGCUCCCAAAAUUGCUCAACAUGUCAAAAAGCUGUGCUUCUUUUGCCAAGAAUGUAUGACAGAGAUUUCCCUUCAUGCUCUCAAAGAAGCACAAGAGGUGCCUUUGUUUCACAUCGCAACGUGUUUUUCGGCUGUAUAUCCUCCUAAGAAUCCUCCGCUGUCACUUUUAAUGUCGUUCAUUCAACGAACUCGUGGAACUACGCGCUCCGAUUUGGCUAACGUUGCAGCACAUCUAGCGGCUUCCUUACUGAACAGCAAGGAACGUGAAACGAUGUUUCCUGCGGCUGUUUCGGCGCUGGAGAGAACAAACGUCACGGCAGGGGAUUGUUGGCUCGCCAGUGCAUUUAUUGCUUCUCAUGCAACACCUCGUUCAAGCGUCCUGUCAGUGAUUAAUCAGCUGGUCAACAUAGCUGAAGAAGGAUAUAACAAACCGAAUAAUGUGUUAGAGUCCGCUCUGGGCUCUUUGGCCAACAUACUGCGCACGAUUCUGUUUCAUGACAAGGAUUUUGAAUUACCAACAGAUGUCAUGGAGCGUUUAUUGUCCGUUUGCGAGAAAAUAGCUACUUCACGCAAAGAUGCUGUUUCCACGAAAGCACAUGAAGAGGCUACAUAUGCGAUAGGCUUUUGCGCCACAACAAUGGAUUCGUCAGUUUAUGAAAAGCUAUCGGCUGUUCUUUAUUCUAUUGGAAGCGGUCCCCCUCAACCAGAAGUGCAGCUUGUAGUGGGAUCUGCUCUGUUUGAUGUAGCCCUUGGACCGUAUUCAACAUCACGGAGAAAUUUGUACAUAACGUUGGAGGAAGACUUUCAGCUGAACUCGCUCAGCAGUGAAAUGCAGGAGCUUUGUGAGAAGCGUCUGGCUCAGAUAUUCUCCAAAAUUUUCGACGAGAAGCUCUCAUCAAUGAGUCAUCAUGAACGACGUUCUGCUCUGAUUUGGCUGCUCAUAGUUGUUCGAAGGAGUUUCAAAGCUCGUGCAUGUCUGCUGCAAGGAAUGUUGGACAAGAUCCAAACCGGCUUCGGGAUAGGUCUCGCUGAGAACGACGAUUUCACACAAGAUGUGGCGUCAAGUGGGAUUGGUUUGGUGUACGAAAUGGCAUCUGAGGAACAACGGAAGGCGCUGGUCAAUGAUCUUAUCUCAAGAAUUUCUGAAGGGAAGCCGUUCUCAACCACUAAAGUGGAUUCCAAUACAGAAAUUUUCAACAAGGAACAACAGAUUACUGGACCUGAUGGACAACAUUUAACCACAUAUAAGGAGCUGUGUUCGCUUGCUACGGAUCUUAAUCAACCUGACCUAGUUUAUAAGUUCAUGAACCUUGCAAGGCAUAAUUCAGUGUGGAACCUCAAGAAGGGAGCCGCUCUGGGUUUCGCAGCUGUGUUAGAGGAAGCCAGCAACGAAUUUGAACCAUUCAUCGGGCAGCUAGUGCCGAAAUUGUUUAGGUAUCGUUAUGACCCUGAUUUGAAAGUCAGACAGUCGAUGCGCUCUAUUUGGAGCGUGCUUACGGCAUCGCGUCGUGGCUUGGUCGAAGAAUAUGCAGAUGACAUAGCCAAAGAACUUCAGCAACAGUUGACAAGUCCCGAGUGGCGUGUCAGAGAGUCAGCAUGCCUGGCAUUGUCGGAUUUGAUUCAAGGAAAUGAUUCUCGAUACAUUCGCUCGAUUACUCCCAGUCUUAUGCUGACGAUUUUCAGACUCCGUGACGACGUAAAAGAGUCCGUUCGCCAGUCCGCAAAUCGAGCCAUUAACACUCUGGGGAAACUAGCUGUUCGUCUAUCGUCGGAAUCACCCAAGGGUCAUGAUCCACGCGUUUUCAUUAGCUCACUGCUUCCUGUCUUGAUCCAGAAUGGGAUCCAUUCAGAAAUCAAAGUUAAUAAACAAUUCAGUAUUUCUCUUUUGCUGGAGCUGAGCAAAACGGCUGGUUCACAACUUCGUCCUCAUCUCGCAGAACUUAUUCCCUCUCUCAUCGAUACGAUAAGUGAUACUGAACCAGCAAUCCUAAAUUAUGUGGCGGCUCGCUCAACUCUGGACGAAUUGGAAAUGUUGGAUGAUGCAAGAGCUAAGAUGGCACGUACUUCUCCUAUGAUGACCGCUAUUCAGGAUCUUCUUCCACAGAUUGACAGCGCUGUGUUGAUAGCAAUACAGCCUCGAUUGUGUGAGCAGUUACGAUCGAGCGCGGGCGCUAGCACCAGGAUAGCUUGCGCCCAGUUGCUCACGAUGCUUGCGCUCAGAGCCGCGCAAUUAUUGGGUGACCAUCAAACUCAGUGUGAUAAAUUCUUCAACGCUUUGAUAUCCGGAACGCGAGAUCGUAAUCCCUCUGUACGGAAACACUUUGCGAGCGCGGUUUCAUACAUGGCGAAGUACGCCUCGCCGUCAUCGUUUGAAGCACUAAUGCGCACUGUGCUGAAGGAUCUCCUUGCGGAUGAUGAGUCCAUGAAACAGUCUGCAAAGCACGUUUUAAAAAACUUGUCAGCAAACUGCCCGGAGCUUCUUCAGGGGUACUCCAAACUUGUAGUGCCUUACAUAUUUAUGGAGACAUGCCAGCAUGUAGUCCGUGGUGAUGAAACCUCCAAAAAGCGGCAGGAGGAAUGGUGUGAUCUCUGGAAUGAAAUCGUACCCAGUACCGAGGCAGCCGUUCGCAUGUACCGUGAAGAAAUAAUCUCUUUCAUUCUGGAUAUUCUCCGAAAUAAUGAUGUUUGGUCCGUCCGCGCUCAGGCUGCACGGAUGCUAACGGAAACUACAAAGCAUCUUCAGGAGAGAUUAGAAGGCGCAGAUGCAGCAUCUCUGCUUUCAUCACUUCUCCCCAUGCUUUCUGGCCGGAUAUGGCCCGGUAAAGAGGAUCUUCUCUCGGCAGUAGGGACGAUUUUCUCGUGCGCAGGUCCAUCACUUCGUAAAAUGUGGAGCGAUAAGGAGGUGGAAGAGGUCUUUGCUGUUAUGAGUAGAGAAGCUUCAAAGAGAAAGAAAGAGUACUCAUCUGCUGGUUUAUUGACUUGCGCUCUGUUUUCACGGAGCCUUCCGUAUCCACAAGGUGCGCAGUGGUUGUUGCAGAAAGUCGGCGAGAAUGUGCAGAAAGCACUGGAUCCAAGUAAAGAUGAUGAUCAGUCUGAUGAAGAGCUGAGUGGCGCUUCCACAAAGGAGACUAAAGUGGUGGAGUUCGUCAGUCAAAACAUGGCUGCCUUGGCUAAGGCAGUUGGUGCUUUCUCUGAAGGAAAGAACGCGGCUCCAGCGGUUGACGCACUAUGCUCCUAUUUGACGUCACCGGGGCUCUUUUGGAAAGCAAAACAAACUUUGUCAGUAUCGCUUUUGGAGUUGAUCGAGAGCUGGCAGCUGCAGUCACCGAUUGAAGCGACUCAGCUCGUCGACUCGUUGUUAACAAUGGCUGAAGAAAUGAUUGGCCAGCAGAGGAAAUCCAUAGCGAUGCAAUGUAUAGCUGUAAUUUCGAAGAUCACGCAGCGUCAAGAGUCGUUUGCUGUACAAUGGGACGAGAUCAAGUCAAAAUGGGAAACAAGUCAAGUGAUCCAGGAAACUAAUUUAUUUACCGAUCUCGCUAGUCCAAACUUGGGUGCUAUUAAUGAAGUCAAGCAUUGUGGCAUGUCGUCAAGUAAGUUCAGUGAUGGCAGCAAACCGAGAGUAGCUCAUAGAUCGAGUGCCGCUUCUGAUGAGGUACUGCAAUCGCUAGAGCAUAAGCGCCUAGCACUAGCUAAGAUCGCCGCCUCUAUCGGUGGAAAGAAAGUAGCAAAAGGGCCAACCGUUGUUAAGCAUUUUGCAAAUGGUGUUGCACAUCAUGGACCUGAUGUAAAGAAGAAGAAGAUUAUUCACAGUGACGAUGAUGAGGAUUUCAUCGUUAGUGAUGAGGUUGAGGACGCGGAUGAAGAAUUUAUGCUUAGUGAUGAGGAAGAGAAACGCCCUAGGAAGAAGAAGAAGACUGGUUUACAAGCCUGGCUGAAAGAAGCGCCCAAGAAGUCGGCAUCUGGUGUCCUGAAUGAUUCCGCGACCAAUGCUUUGGGACUUGGGCGAUCAGGAGCAUCCGAAAAAGUGCGAACGCUCUCCGAAUCAAGUGAAGAGGAAUGGCUGUGCAAGCCGCGAAUAGAUGAAGAAGCCAAGCGUAUGAAAACUCGUGUAUCGGACUCUCCUGUGAAGAAACGUUCACGUAUCAAAGCGGUUCUCUCUGAUGAAAGCGAUGACGAUGAAGAAGAAAAACUGACGUCCGCACCUACGUUGAAGAAGGUGGCCAAAGCUGCGGCAAAACAUGGCCGAAAGCGGAAAAGAUCUUCCGACGAGGAGUACCUAGAUGAUGGCAGCGAGAAAGGAUCCUAUCGUGGCGGACAUUCUUCAGAAGAGGCGUCUUCAGAUAGUGACGAUGAAGAACACCACUCACGUAACGAAGGAGAAGAUCACAUGAUGCAAGAGUGUGUUGAAUUCUUCAACACAGCUACACGUCCACAACUCAGUGCUACUCCACGAAUGACUGAAAAGAUUAUAUCUAAAAUCGUGGAUCGUCGUCCGUUCAAAUCGUUCGCUGAAAUGGAAGCCGCCUUUGCGGAAAUCCCGCGAGCAACUGGAGCUUUGGACGCUUAUAUGGAGUUUCUCGAAAAUCGUGGUGUUUUGGAGAAAAUUCUAGAUGACUGCAAGGACCAUGCCGCCUCCGUAGCAGCGGAAUUUGAACGGUGUACUAAUCGACGAAUUAAGCCAUCGCUUUUGGAUGAGAAGUGUUCGCUGCACGAAUAUCAGCUCGUAGGCUUGAACUGGCUUGUGAUGAUGCAUGAGAAGGGAUUCAACUGCAUCCUGGGUGAUGAAAUGGGUCUCGGCAAGACUAUUCAAGUCAUAGCAUUCAUAGCUUAUCUUAUGGAAGCGAAUGUUCGCGGUCCACAUCUGAUUGUUGUGCCGUCAUCAACAAUUGAAAACUGGAUGGCAGAAUUCAUUAAAUGGUGCCCGAAAGUUCGCCUGUUAACCUACUAUGGAAGUCAGGAGGAGCGGCGACAGCUGAGGCAUAUGGCUAAGAAAAAGAAAGAGAAUAUUGAUGUUAUUCUCACAACCUACAAUAUGAUCUCAUCAAAGCACGAUGACAAGAAGUUCUUCAAGAACUUUAGUAUACACUAUGUUGUAUACGACGAGGGCCACAUGCUUAAGAAUUGCGGUACAGAUCGUUAUAGAAAUCUGAUGAAAGUCAGGGGUAAACGGAAAGUGCUCAUGACAGGAACUCCUCUACAAAAUAACCUCAUUGAAUUGAUAUCCCUGAUGUACUUCGUUAUGACACACAUUUUCACAAAGUAUUGUGAGGAUAUUGCUCAGCUUUUGCAGCAUUUCAAACAGCAAGGUCCUGCCCUUGAAUCGGGCUCUUGUUCUAUGUAUCAAAAGGACAGGAUAGAGCAAGCAAAGCAGAUCUUGCAGCCGUACAUGCUCAGGAGACUCAAGGCUCAGGUUCUGUAUCAUUUACCAGAGAAGCACGAAGAAGUUAUAGAGGUGGAAAUGUUGGAGAAUCAAAAGGAGUUGUAUGAAAACGUUUUAGAAAGUGUUCGAGGCGUAGACGGAGACACAAAUAAUGCCUAUGGAGCACUAAUGCGUUUGAGACAGGCAGCAAAUCACCCCUUAUUGAGAAGGACUCAGUAUACGGACUCUCUACUAGACAAAAUGGCAAAAACUCUGUGUGCCAAGGAGAAGCCAUAUGAGAAGAAGAGAUGGGAGGACGUUGCGGAAGAUCUGUCCUACCAGUCCGAUUUCCAAAUACAUCAAAUAUGUGAAAGGUUCCGUAGUACGAAGAAAUAUUUACUAUGCGAAGAUUUGGCACUAGAAUCAGGGAAAUGCCAAGUGCUGGAUAAGCUGUUGCCGAAAAUCAAAUCAAAGGGCGAUAAAGUGUUGAUAUUUUCGCAGUUCACUUCUAUGCUCGAUAUUCUCGAGGUGUAUUUGCGAAUUCGGCAGUUUUCAUUCAGACGGUUAGACGGCUCGACACCUGUAAUGGAAAGGCAGGAGAUGAUCAACGAAUUCAACAAUGAUCCGGACCUCUGUGUGUUCCUGCUGUCGACACGUGCUGGCGGUUUGGGCAUUAAUCUGACAUCAGCAAACCACAUAAUUCUUCACGACAUCGACUUCAAUCCAUACAACGACAAGCAGGCUGAAGAUCGCUGCCAUCGCAUGGGACAAGAGAAAGAGGUGUACGUGACUAAGCUAGUUAGCAAGGAUACCGUUGAGGUUGAUAUACACUGUUUAGCGCGGAAGAAGCUACAACUUGAAAAGGCUGUUACAGAUGGAAUUAAGGGACAGCUGGACGAAAACGAUGAAGUGUCACGUGGGUCAGGAGAUUCAAAAGAGGAAAAGCCAGAUAGUGAUACCCUGUGCCUUCUGCUCAAUAGUGCCCUUAAAAGAAAAUCUUCAGGCGAUAACGUCUAA
Cooperia oncophora is the source of this 8175-nucleotide messenger RNA. The record is from the annotation of a GenBank genome assembly. Lineage: Eukaryota; Metazoa; Nematoda; Chromadorea; Rhabditida; Trichostrongylidae.